This is a messenger RNA of Pelodiscus sinensis (Chinese soft-shelled turtle), 4003 nucleotides long. The record is from RefSeq and is a predicted model, not a curated record. NCBI's taxonomy places the organism in Eukaryota, Metazoa, Chordata, Testudines, Trionychidae.
AUGCAUCCGCGGAGACAACACAUUCAGGACACCGGCUCUAGGAAGCGACCCUGCAAGAACUUCAAGCCGGGAGUCGUAGGGGCGGAAAGACCUGCACCCUGGGGGAAGAUGCUGAUGGACAAAAACGUAUCGUCGUUUCCCAACAUCUCCUCCACGGCCCUGUCCUUGGUAAGAAGAGAGGGCAACUGGACAGGGGCAGGAACUGGUCUCCGGGAGGUGGCUGUUGGCCUGAUACUCACCUUUAUAGACUUGAUCACUCUGUUUGGGAACACGGUGGUUUUUAUCUGCCCCGUGGUGGAGAAGAGGCUGCGCACCGCAACUUACAUGUUUAUUAUGUCCUUAGCCAUGGCAGAUCUCCUUGUUGCUUGUCUGGUCAUGCCGUUUAGCAUAAUUUAUGAGGUGACAGGAAUGUGGCUGUUCGGGAAGCUGUUCUGUAAAGUGUGGAUCUCUUUUGAUGUCAUGUUCUGCACAGCAUCCAUUGUCACAUUGUGCUUUAUCAGUCUGGAUAGAUAUUGCUCUGUGGUGACCCCCUACCAUUAUUCCACAAGGAUGUCACGUGGCAGGUGCAUUGUGAUGACAUGUAUCGUCUGGGUAUACUCAUCCCUCAUUUCCUUCCUUCCUGUCAUGCAAGGCUGGAACGAGAUACCCGGUGUUGAUUUUGAUGCUGGCAAAGAGUGCAUCUUUGUCACCAACUGGACUUUUGCCAUUGUAGCUUCUGCCCUGGCAUUUUUUGUCCCUUUCAUGAUUAUGUGCAGCAUGUAUUUCUUCAUCUAUCGAGCGUCACGACUCAAGGCCACCCGCAUCGUGUCUCAGACCCUCGAAAUUCACUACCAUCCCAACAGCAAGAGGCAGAACAACCUGCAGCUGGAAAACAAAGCCACCCGGACAAUUAGCAUCAUCAUCUCCGUCUUCAUAUUAUGUUGGCUGCCGUAUUUUGUGCUGAAUGUCUGGCUAGCUGCCAAAGGUGCUGAUUCCACAGGCACAGUCCUAGUCGAUGCUUUCAAGAUCAUAACUUGGUUGGGUUAUUGCAAUUCUACUAUCAAUCCCAUGCUCUAUGCCUUUCUGAAUCGGGACUUCCAACGGGCUCUGAAGAAACUGUUCAUCUGCAGGCGCCGGUCUCAGGUGGAUAUCGGAGAAGAUAUGGUUUCAAUAGCCACGUUUUCCAAGACCGCUCAAGAUCCAGAGUACAGUAUUAAAGUGCCAAUGCCUACUGGAGUGCUGAAGAGCAAGCACAAACAAUAACUUGUUCUGGGUUACUUGUUGCAGGAUGUGACCGAUGCAGAGUGUGUGGCAAUUUAUGCAUUUUUUUUGUGGGGGGGAAGGGCAGAGAAUUUAUUCAUUGAUUUUUUUUUUUUUAAGAUUGCGUGCAAAAUUACAAAUUUACUUUUAUUUUGGCUGUGAUUCGGGUGAAAUGCAAGUAACAGUGUGACUACAAAUUGUCCUCUCCUCUCCCUUUGUGCUGUGAACAAAAUUAGUAGUGCUUGCUGAAAGAACAGCAAAGGACCUUGAUCUUGCAGCUGAGUGGCCAUGGCCAAUUUGGUUUGUUUUCCAUUAAAAAUAAUAAUUCUAUAUAAAUAGCAAAAAAAAGUUGCCUGUGGAUGAUUCAUCCUUCACAUUGAAAAAGUAGGCGUGAAAACAUGAAUUGUGCUCACCAAGCUCCAUCUAGCUUGGAUGUACUCUACAGCUGAGUGUGAUAUGUGCUACCUCAUAGCACUUCACUAAUGGCCUGCAAAGGCCAUUCACUUGUCCUUCAAAUGUUUGUGUCAUAAGCUCUACUUUACUUGCACUUUUUCAAGGUGACUGCUCGUGUAUAAAGUUAAUCAUGCACUUUAUAGGUCCUACCCUAUGAAUGAAAUUCACUCUGGUGCAGAGGGAUGGCCCAAGACGCAGCCUCUAGUGACCUCAACAGUGCAUUGGUCUUGUGUUGGCUCUUUACAUCAUGGUAGAUUUCACCUGUCUUCUUCAGAAACACACGUGUAGUAUGGAAAGUUUAUAAGCCCUGCAACUAAGUCUGAGAGACUUAAAAUGAGCAAGUAUAGAAAGGUAGGAGUGGCUUUUAUGCACAUGGAUUGUGUGUUUAGUUUGUAAGAUAGUAUAGUGCUGAUUCCAGGCAGUGAAGAUCUAUGCUUUUACCACAAGGAGUCUCCUCAUGUAAUAUAUAAAAGGAACUUGCUGUGUCCCAGACAUUCAGAAGGCUACCUAACCAACUUGACACAACGGGCUGAAGCAAAUAUGGAAACAUUUGUCACUCCAUAGAACUUGUGAGGCUUGCAGUUGUGUGAGAUGUUCUAAGUGGUUUGCAAUUGGCUAAAUAAGUCUCAAGACACUGGAGAACCUAGUAAGGGACAUUAAGAAUCACUUAUCACUACAAGGCUAUGGAAACCUCGGGUAUGGAGUUCAGCAGCUGCGUAACAGUACAACAUUAACAGUUGCAGGUGGCGAGAGGAGGGAUUUACCAGAGUUGGAAUGUGGCCAGAGAGUGUAUAACAAAAUCUCUCUGCUGAUGAGGGAUGAAGUAUUUUGGGGCUCAGGUGUGGCUGACAGAAACUCCGCCACAGGGGACUUCACCAGGAGCUGAGUAAGGUGUGUGUGUUUGGGGGUGGGUGGCACCUUGGAUGGAAGGGACAGGAGUGUAACCUCCCCCACCCAGCACUCAGCACCGCCUCAAGUACACCACACAGGGCUCCAGCAGCAAUUUAAAGGGCUCAGGGCUCUGGCUGCUGCUGUGGUAGUGGCAGCCUGGAGCCUCAAACCCAUUUAAAUUGCCAGGCACUGGGGCAACUGGCCCCUCUCCUCCCCCUAGUCAGUCUGACUGUGAAACUAGGUAAAACUCUCAAGGCAGGCAACACAUCUGAUCCCAGCACAUCUGAUCCCUCCUGUUUUGACUCUGCUAUAGUCUGGUUCCAGAAUACCCUCAAUCCCACUGCAUUUUUCAAACAAAGCAGCUUCCUGAAGGCAAUCUAGCCACCCACCAUCCAGAACAUUUCCACUGGCUGGAAACCAAAGUUCCCUCUAAGUUUUUCCAUCCACGUGCAGAAUAAGUUUGAUCAUGUGCACCAGUGCAGAUGCAGGUGGGCACCACCAGUAGAAACACUGGCUGCUGGCUGUGGAUGCUCUGCUAAUCAGCUGGUUGGCCACCCAAGCACAAAGCUUACAGGGAAUAUUGCUUUACACCACAAAGAAGGACCUUUCAGGGUACGUCCACACUGCAAUUAAACACAUGCAUUGUCAGCUACUCAGGAUAUGGGGCUGCUUAAUUAUGGUGCAGAUGCUCAACCUGAGCUCUGAGACCUUCCCCACUUGCAGGGUCCCAGAGCAUGGGUUCCAGCCCAAGUCUGAAUGUCUACACCACAAUUUUAGACUCUCCAAGCCCAGCAAGUGCGAGACAGUGACAAUGGCCAGCUGCAAAUGUUUAACUGCGGUGUGGAUACAUCCUUACAGCCUGCUGUUACCAUGGCAUAAAACGGCACAACUUCAGUCAGACGCUGCUGUCACCUGGAUUCAGGUACAGACCUUUGACAUCCAUAUUGUCUGCAGUAUACCAACCUGACUCACUGAGAGUCUAACUAUAGAGGCAUUUUGUGGAAUAGGGCAGGGGUUAAAGAGACGGAAAAGGUCCUUAUCAAGGAGGAAGACUUCAAAAGAUACCAGACAACCCUGUGAGUUACUGGAGUACAGAAAAAAAGCAUCCAAACAAAAAGUAUUUUUAGUAUUAAAAUUACUUCUCGCCUUCCAUAACAAGCCUAAAAGCUUUUUCUUCAAACUUCCCCAAUACACUCAUCUCUCGAUUAAGACCAGUCUUCAGAAAUUUCAGGACAAAGGGAAAUUCUCCUGAAAGUCUCAGUGUCCAUCUCUGUCUCAUGUAGCUCCUUGAUCAGCCGAUAUUUUAGCACAGUUCAAAGUCCCAUCUCAGUCUUAGAAGUUAACAAGAAUCAAACUUGUCACAAUGCAGACUAUAAAAUUAAAUUUGGCACAAAAAAUAAAACAAGUUGGAAGAUGGGCU